Molecule: messenger RNA, 2480 nt
Organism: Aethina tumida (small hive beetle)
Lineage: Eukaryota; Metazoa; Arthropoda; Insecta; Coleoptera; Nitidulidae
Product: inner centromere protein
Exons: 7
Coding region: 219-2324 (701 amino acids)
Source: RefSeq, a predicted model, not a curated record
UUCCGACGCUAAGCGCAUGCGCAAUCUACAAGUUUAAAUCCACAACGGUUUUAUACGAAGCCUCUUAAACAACAUCAGUUGGGUCCAGUUUGGCAUAUUUUUGAUGCCGUUUUUGUUUUAGAAUAGGUCACUAUAGAACACGUUUUGUUUAGUUUAUAUGUCUUGGUUUAGUCAAGUUUUGAUUUGCGUAUAAGUCAGUGCAAUCAACGGCGACGAGAAUGAUCAAUUUAACUUCGUUUCUGGAGGAUUUAGCUGAUAGAACACAACGCACGUUAACUGAAGACCUCAAGAAAAGACCUAAGGAAAGUCAGGCGUGCUCAAUAGAGGAAUUUACAAAAAAAUGCGUGUUUCUGAAAGCCCAACUGGACCGAUACAACAAAACCGGAAAGUACACCUCCUUCAAAACAUUAGAUCAAAAUGGAAACGAACCGGAAGAGAGCGAGAACGAUACGCCGGAGCAGCCGCCCCAGCGUUCAAGGAGGGGCAGGCCACCAACUGUUAAGCCCCUGGCCGAUGUAACAGCCAGUGUGGAUUUGUUCAACGUCAAAAAAGAAAAAAUAUCGUUGGCGGCCGUCCCCGAAGACGUGGAGAAGACGCAGAUGCCGGCGCCCACCAAGCCGGCCCCUCGUAAACGUAUUAAGGCCGAACCCAAGGACGACUCGAUGAUGUCAACCACAAGAACCACCCGUACAAAGACCAGGAUGAACGCCACAACAAAAGAGGAACAGAAACGUGACUCUGACAUAGUGAUACAGAAUCCUGUGAUACCAGUCGUCGAUUUGCUUAACAGUUCUGAUGAGGAGGUGGCUUCUAAACCUGUACAAAAGGAGGCAGAGGGCAGGUCCACUCGCACCAAAACUCGCAAGGCUAAACAAGCUGAUGAAAAGAGUGACACCGAGUCUAACUCUGCGGCAGAAACAACAGUUACAAGAAGCACCAGAACCAAGACCAAGGCAAAGGCGCAACAGAACGCCAGCAAACGCAUCCGAGACGCCAACGAGGACACCCACGAUCGGGACAUGAAAAAGUCCCGUUCCCACUCCCCACUGAAGCGUGGCAACGACGUGAAUGAAACUAAAAAUUCCGAAUACGAGGACGCAGUCUCGACUCUCGUCUCGCCCAACAACGCCACCUUCGUCACGUCGCCCAAGGGCGGCAACGUCACUUACGUUACGCAGCCCAACAAGGACGGCAACGCCACCUACGUCACGCAGCCGCAGCAGGACAACGCCAACGCCACCAUGGUGGUGCACAAGCCGAAGGUCGCGCAGAACGACCCGUUGAUGACCGACGACGAGUCCGAGGACGAGAUCUUGCCGAAGAACGGCAAGACGAAGCAGCUGUUCAACCCGUUCGAGGUCAGUCCGGUCAAGAAGAAGGUGCAGGCCUUCGAAAAGUUGGGUAAGAGCGCCGCCCUGCCCACACGCACCAUUAAACCGGCUGCCAAGCAGGACGUGGAAGCGGGGACCGUCAAGGAGAAGUCUAAGGUGUACACUCCGACUGCUGCGUCAAAGAUUUUGCCCAAAGUGUGCAGCACCAGCAAGCUUCAAAGGACUAUCAGUGGGUUGGGCACUGAGUCGUCCGUCUUAGGCAAGUCAGCUUUGAAGGCGUCACAGGAACAAUACAGGGAAAGGGAGCGACGUCAAAGGGAGGAGGCGUUGAAGAAACGUGAGGCACUGCUUAAAGCACAAGCUGAAGAGAAGAGGAAGAAGCGCGAGGAAAGGCAGACCAAAGCCCAGCAACAGCGUGAGCAAAUCGAAAAGGAGAGGGCCCGAAUCGUGGAACAACAAAAAGCUAAGGAGGAGAGAACGAAGCAAUUAAUGGCGGAAAAGGAGGAAAAGCAGGCGAAACUCCGCGAAGAAAUGGAACGCAAGAGACUGCAGGCGAAGGAGAAGGCCGCCGCCGUCAAGCAACUGAAGGAGGAGGAGAUCAAGCUGCGUGAGAAACAGAACCAACAGGCCCCCAAGGUGCCGAUCUACAUGUCCACGGAGCCGCCCCUGCUGCCGACCGACGACUGUUACGACUCGGACGACGAACGUGCCGACGGACGGCGAUUCCGUCCGCCUAGCUGGUGCUCAGACUCCAAUCUUAAGGAGCAGGAGCUGAUGCAGAUUAUGGCCGGUGAGAAGCUCAAGAACACGUUCUACUGUAGGCAGGCGAUGACGCCCGAUUUGCGGGACAUUUUCGAGUCUAUAGACGUGAGGAAGCUGAAGAGGACGUCCAGCGCCCACUGGCGCAAGCCUCCACGUUACACGCUCAUGCCCGCUGUUGAUCAGCCGUCGUUCGUCGAGGAUGAAGAAGAUGAUCAAGAUGAGGAAGAUUAAAAUGAAAUAUAUAUUAUUUUACAAAUGUACUUUUUUAAGUUUUAUAUUUUAUUGAUUUAAUUUAUUGUUUAUACUAUGUAUGCGUAUUAUUUGUAUCAAUUAUUAUUAUGGAAAGAAGCUAAAAACUUAAUUCUCAAUAAAUGUGGAUAUAAUUUA